Molecule: messenger RNA, 5866 nt
Organism: Etheostoma spectabile (orangethroat darter)
Lineage: Eukaryota; Metazoa; Chordata; Actinopteri; Perciformes; Percidae
Gene: ogdha
Product: oxoglutarate dehydrogenase a
Exons: 24
Coding region: 291-3407 (1038 amino acids)
Biological process (GO): tricarboxylic acid cycle
Cellular component (GO): oxoglutarate dehydrogenase complex; mitochondrion
Molecular function (GO): thiamine pyrophosphate binding; oxoglutarate dehydrogenase (succinyl-transferring) activity
Source: RefSeq, a predicted model, not a curated record
CCACGUCACAUUACGUCACCUCCACACGGGCCUCGCUUCCACGCUCCGCGCACCGAGCUGUCAUUUCACCGGGAGAGGCGAAGGGCAUCCGGGAUAUUGAACAAGAGGGGAGGCACUGAAACUCGUUUCUCGAGUGGACUAACAGAACAGUGGGCAGUGGAACCAAGUCAUUUUAUCCCUCUCUGUCCUGGGACUAACCUCGGUGGAGUGAGUUUUUUAUCCCGUCGUCGUUUUGAGGUUGAGGACGUCUGGCCUGUUGGCCUGACCACCGCAUACAAUAAGGACUGCUGAUGCAUCGUUUAAGGACUUGUGCGGCGCGAUUGCGCCCGCUAACUGCCUCACAGGCAGCUCAGACUGUCGGCCCACAGCGGCCAAUAACAGUCGCCUCCACUGGUGGCACAAGGACGUUUCAGCCAAUCAGAUGCUACACUGCACCUGUGGCCUCGGAGCCGUUCCUGAAUGGGACAAGCUCCAACUACGUGGAGGAGAUGUACUUUGCCUGGCUGGAGAACCCCAAGAGUGUUCACAAGUCAUGGGAUGUAUUUUUCAGGAACGCCAAUGCCGGUGCUCCUCCCGGUGCAGCCUACCAGUCUCCUCUGGCUCUGUCUGCAGUUCCUCAGCUCUCCUCUCUGGUCGGAGCUCAGCCCAACGUGGAGAAGCUGGUGGAGGAUCACCUGGCUGUCCAGUCCCUUAUCAGGGCCUACCAGAUUCGAGGGCACCAUGUGGCCCAGUUGGACCCCCUCGGCAUCAUGGACGCCGACCUGGACUCGUGUGUCCCCACUGACAUUAUCACCUCCUCCGACAAGCUGGACAUGGCUGUGUUCAAGGAGAGGCUGAGAAUCCUUACGGUAGGAGGUUUCUAUGGUCUGGAUGAGUCCGACCUGGACAAGGUGUUCCGGCUGCCCACUACCACCUUCAUCGGUGGCUCAGAGAGCGCCCUGCCAUUGAAGGAGAUCAUCCGCCGACUGGAGAUGGCGUACUGUCAGCACAUCGGUGUGGAGUUCAUGUUCAUCAAUGAUUUGGAACAGUGUCAGUGGAUCAGACAGAAGUUCGAGACUCCAGGAGUGAUGCAGUUCACUCUGGAGGAGAAGAGGACACUGCUGGCCCGCAUGGUCCGCUCCACCAGGUUUGAAGAGUUCCUGCAGAAGAAGUGGUCUGCAGAGAAACGUUUUGGUCUGGAAGGCUGCGAGUCUCUGAUCCCAGCUCUGAAAACCAUCAUUGAUAAAUCCUCUGAGAACGGGGUAGAAAACGUCAUCAUGGGGAUGCCUCACAGGGGACGUCUUAAUGUUUUGGCUAACGUGAUCCGUAAAGAGUUGGAACAGAUUUUCUGUCAGUUUGACUCCAAACUGGAAGCUGCUGAUGAGGGCUCUGGAGAUGUAAAGUACCAUCUAGGAAUGUACCAUCGUCGUAUCAACCGUGUGACAGACAGGAACAUCACCUUGUCUCUGAUGGCAAACCCGUCUCACCUGGAAGCUGUGGACCCCGUGGUGCAGGGAAAGACCAAGGCAGAGCAGUUCUACUGUGGAGACAACGACGGCAACCGGGUGAUGUCCAUCCUGCUCCACGGAGACGCAGCUUUUGCAGGUCAGGGUAUCGUCUACGAAACCUUCCACCUGUCUGACCUGCCGUCAUACACCACGCACGGGACCAUUCACGUCGUCGCCAACAACCAGAUCGGCUUCACCACAGAUCCUCGUAUGGCUCGCUCGUCUCCGUAUCCGACGGACGUGGCUCGGGUUGUCAACGCUCCCAUCUUCCACGUCAAUGCUGAUGACCCCGAGGCCGUCAUCUACGUCUGUAAGGUGGCUGCUGAGUGGAGGGCCACGUUCCAUAAAGACGUGGUGGUCGACCUGGUGUGUUACCGUCGGAUGGGUCACAACGAGAUGGACGAGCCAAUGUUCACUCAGCCGCUGAUGUACAAACAGAUCAAAAAGCAGAAGCCGGUUCUGCAGAAAUAUGCAGAGAAACUGAUUGCAGAGGGAGCAGUGAGCCGGCAGGAGUACGAGGAGGAGAUUGCCAAAUAUGAUAAGAUCUGUGAGGAGGCGUACAAUCGCUCUAAAGAUGAGAAGAUCCUCCACAUCAAGCACUGGCUGGACUCCCCCUGGCCUGGUUUUUUCACUCUGGACGGACAGCCAAAGUCCAUGAGCUGCCCCUCCACCGGUCUAACUGAAGAAAACCUGAACCACAUCGGAGUUGUGGCCUCAUCUGUCCCAGUGGAGGACUUCACCAUCCACGGAGGUCUGAGUCGUAUCCUGAAGAGCCGAGCCGAGAUGGUUCGUAACCGGACGGUGGACUGGGCUCUGGGAGAGUACAUGGCCUUUGGAUCGCUGCUGAAGGAGGGAAUUCACAUCCGGCUGUCAGGACAGGACGUGGAGCGUGGCACAUUUAGCCACCGUCAUCAUGUCCUCCAUGACCAGAACGUGGAUAAGAGGACCUGCAUUCCCAUGAACCACCUCUCUCCUGACCAGGCACCGUACACCGUCUGCAACAGCUCGCUGUCCGAGUACGGAGUACUGGGCUUUGAGUUGGGUUUUGCGAUGGCAAGUCCCAAUGCUCUGAUCCUGUGGGAGGCUCAGUUCGGAGACUUCCACAACACGGCUCAGUGCAUCAUUGAUCAGUUCAUCUGUCCCGGUCAGGCCAAGUGGGUCAGACAGAACGGCAUCGUGCUGCUGCUGCCGCACGGCAUGGAGGGCAUGGGUCCAGAACAUUCUUCAGCUCGUCCAGAGCGAUUCCUCCAGAUGUGCAACGAUGACCCAGAUGUCAUGCCGCCACUCACAGAGGACUUUGCAGUGCGUCAGCUCUACGACUGUAACUGGAUCGUGGUGAACUGUUCAAAUCCUGGAAACUACUUCCAUGUUCUCAGACGACAGAUCCUCCUUCCAUACAGGAAGCCUCUGAUUGUCUUCACUCCCAAAUCUCUGCUGCGCCAUCCAGAGGCCAGAUCCAGCUUUGACGAGAUGCUUCCUGGAACUCACUUCCAGCGGUUGAUCCCAGAAGAAGGCAUGGCUGCGGAACGUCCGGAGGAGGUGAAGAGGGUGAUCUUCUGCACAGGGAAGGUUUACUACGAGCUGACCAAAGAGAGGAAGACCAGAGGCAUGGAUGGAACUGUGGCCAUCGCACGCAUAGAGCAGCUGUCUCCGUUCCCGUUUGACCUGGUGAAGGCGGAGUCUGAUCGUUUUGCCAACGCCGACCUGGUUUGGUGUCAGGAGGAGCACAAAAACCAGGGUUACUACGACUACGUGAAGCCUCGCAUCAGGACCACCAUCCAGAGAGCCAAACCUGUCUGGUAUGCUGGCAGAGAUCCGGCUGCAGCUCCGGCUACAGGAAACAAGAAAGCUCACCUGGUGGAGCUGCGACGUUUCCUGGACACAGCCUUCAACCUGGACGCGUUCAAAGAUCAGCAGUAGACCUGUGACCUGCAACACCUCGAAUAAACCCUCCCCGUUUUUACCUUUGACCCGACCCUCCUGGAUUCAGUUCUGACACUCAAACUGCGUCAACACACACACACACACACACACACACACACACACACACACAAACACACACACAGUAAUACUGCAUACUGUAGGGAAUGGUACACAAAUAAUACUUCUGCAAAUUCUGCACACUGCUUACUGCAUAGUUUGUAAAUAUUGUGUACUACGUAAACAGUACACAAAUAGUGCAUACUGCGUAGUACACAGUGUUUACAACAAACUGUUGUACAUGCAGAUCCUCACUUUUACACUGUAUUUAUUUACUGAAGUCCAGUUGAACAACACCAUUUAGACUAAAACAAAAAUAUUUUAAAAUGUUUAAAUGUUAUAAUUUUAAAUUGCCAACAGAAGGAAAGGUUUGAAUCCUUUUUAUUAUUUCUUCGUUUUACAAAGCAGUACUACAGUUUUCUGUGUACUACUACUGUAUUGUACUGUCAUUUUAUCACACGAACAUGAGAGAACAUUAAAGAUCUGUCCGAUUUAAAUGUUGACAGUGUAUUGAUUAUAAUUUCCAUUAUUCGCUUCGUCAUUAGAUCUAUAAAAUUCAGAAAAUGUAAAAGAAACAACUCAGAUGUCAGAUUUUAUAUAUAUAUAUCACACACAAAACACACACAAACAAUUGUUAUAAAACUAAUAAUUGCUUUAUUUAUAUAUAUAUAUAAAGCAGAAUUAUUAGUUGUAUCAGAAUUGUUUAUUUUUCUGCAGUGACUUAUUGUUUUAAAGAAAUUGUCACUGUGACCUGUUGUACCAGUAUACCAGCACUGCAAUAUGUACAGUGUGUACUUUAUGGUAUCAGUAUGUAGUAUUACAGUGCAGAUGCAGAGUACUGAUUACUAAAUAUAUGCACACUAAUUUGUUACAAUUAUGUGAUUAUGUACUACUGAGUACUACUACAAUACAGACAUCUGCCAUAGGAGUAGUCAGUGUGCAGUAUCAGUACUGUGUGUAAUUUGUUCAGUAGUGCAGAAGGCUGAACUCCACCACAGAACAACUUUCCUCAACAAGUUUCCUCAACAUAAUGCUACAUCAGAGGAUCUGUAGCUUUCGGCCGUUACAUGUAGCGCUACGUGUUGAUACAGAUGAACUAAACCAUCUUAACCUUUACAAUGGGGAUUAUAAACAUGAUUAUCAUUGCUUGGUGGACGCACAAGACCAGGAGGUGAAAUGUGGAUGUUAAGUUGAAAGAACCCCAUUUGUAAAAGAGAAAUGACUAAACAAAUGUGCUGUGAUGCUGCCAAUAUUCAGGUUCACAGACUCAUGGAGACCCAUUUUGAUUUAUUAAAAACCCAGUUUAUUAAAAAAAGUACACACAGAGUUCAGAGUUUUGAUACAAAAAAAGAAACAAAUGUAUAUGAUGAGAAAAAACAUCAAAUCCAACAGGUGACAAAGCUUGUCUUGCCUGUAAAUUCUUAAAUUUAAAAGUUGAUUAAAAAAUACGUCAGCUUUCUGUUGGUCUACAAUUUGUAGAGGCUCUGAGUCGAGACAUAAGGAAACUCUUGAGGUAACGAAGGUUUGUGGCAACACUGUACAAACUGAAGAGUUGUUGGAAGGGAAAGUUGCGCCGGAAAAGUUGUCGGUUGGAGUGAAGCCUAAACUGGAAUUUAAAGAUCAAACACACACACACACACACACACACACACACACCCCUCCGUCCAUACACAAAUACACGCACACUCCAGCUGAAUAAUUUUAAAGUGGGUCAGAAGUUAUGUCAUUGUCAUCACUCCCCUCACAAUCAUUGCUUCUUUAUCUGAAACGUUGCAGGAAACAUCUUACUUUAGGUUUUUAAUAAAUGGCUCGUUAGCAUCGUUAGCGUUCCCCAGGGAAAGCAAAUGGGAGCCUGGCUAGCUGGGAACAGUGAGUGUAACAUUUGAGGAUUGGAAUCACUACAGCAGGUGGAGGGUUGUUUUGCCUUUCAGCAAGUGUGUUGGCUCGUUAAGAAAAAGUCUAAUUAGUCACCAUGACAACGCUUAACUUGCAAAUUGAGAUUUUCUUUAUUUUAUUUUUUUUAAGGGAUAUUUUGGGGGAAUAAAAUGUUGGUGGCCUGCACCUUCAGGCAUCUCUACAUGAGCUCAACCAAAUGCACUGCAGGUUAUAAUUUAACCCCUUGGCUUCUGUCUCUUUUCUCUCUCGCGAGCGUUUAUCUCGUGCCAAAACAGUGUCUCAUUUUAUUAUUUCUUCAUGUUUCAGCUGAAUAACCCUUGUCAGCAGGAAAUAAAAUCUCCUGGUUUGAAACAAAAUAAAAUGACAACAGAAGAAAUCGGCUGCAGGUGGUGUUUUGGGCUUCUGUGAGACAAAGAAAAUGAUUUAUUUAUUUUCAUAAUAGGGGAUUGAAAUUCUUCAUUAUUUUGCUUCAUUGAAUAAAGAAUACUGUAUGUAUUGAAGUC